Messenger RNA from Benincasa hispida (wax gourd), 465 nucleotides. NCBI's taxonomy places the organism in Eukaryota, Viridiplantae, Streptophyta, Magnoliopsida, Cucurbitales, Cucurbitaceae. The record is from RefSeq and is a predicted model, not a curated record.
AUGGCUAUCUUUUUCGAUUAUCUUAAAGAUUCUGUGGAAUUUUUCAUGGACGACUUCUCGGUGUAUGAGCAAACAUACGAAGUCUAUCUCAACAAUCUAGAGAAGAUACUAAAGAGAUGUGAAGAGACGAACCUCGUGCUAAAUUGGGAGAAAUGUGACUUCAUGGUGAAGAAAGGUAUUGUGCUUGGGCACAAAGUCUCCAAGGAUGGGCUGGAGGUGGACAAGACAAAGAUUGAGGUGAUUGAAAAGCUUCCACCUCCAGCAAAUGUGAAGGCUAUUAGGAGCUUCUUAGGACAUGCUGGCUUUUAUAGAUGUUUUGUGAAAGACUUUUCAAACAUUGCACAACCACUGAGUGCGUUGAUGGAGGCAAAAAGAACGUUUGACUUCGAUGACCAAUGCCUCAACGCAUUCAAGAUAUUGAAGAACGCAUUAACAACUGCACCUGUGUUGAUCGCAUCAGACUAA